AUGUUUGAAUUCUCCGAGGUGACUAAUGAUUGUGCCGUGUACACCGGAAUCGCCACUCUCAGCACUUUACCGUCUCAGUUUUCUGUACCACGUGUGGUGUAUAAAGGUAAAACAAAUUGUCAACGUUCAGGAUACACGUUCUUCGAAGACGGGAAUCUUUGCAUCAAUGUAGUAGAGAAAAAAAUGAUUUGGGAUAAGGCCAACCAGACAUGUGAACAGGAAGAUGGGAGGUUACUCGUGCUGACCUCGCCAACAAAGAUUAACGGAGCAUUCAAAUAUUUUAAUAUUUACAACAAAGUCCUGAUGCAACAACAAAGUCAAAGGUUCGGUAUUUUGUCCAAGAGACAAUGGAAAUGGAUUGAUGGUACUUCCUUUGAGACACAAAUGUGGUCAGAAGCAGUUUUCAAUAACUUCGAUGCGAAUCAUCCUAGCAUGCGCAGUGCAGACUGUGCAGUACUCGGUGUCUCAAAAAUGUUUGAUGUAUAUUGCAAUAAUCCUCGCAAAUUUAUUUGCGAGAGACCUCAGCUUGUGUAG
This is a messenger RNA of Ylistrum balloti, 534 nucleotides long. RefSeq names its product asialoglycoprotein receptor 2-like. NCBI's taxonomy places the organism in Eukaryota, Metazoa, Mollusca, Bivalvia, Pectinida, Pectinidae. The record is from RefSeq and is a predicted model, not a curated record.